Pollicipes pollicipes is the source of this 1552-nucleotide messenger RNA. Its product is annotated as galactose-3-O-sulfotransferase 3. Gene Ontology annotation, cellular component: membrane. Gene Ontology annotation, biological process: glycolipid biosynthetic process. The transcript is spliced from 3 exons. Bases 295 to 1425 code for a protein of 376 amino acids. Lineage: Eukaryota; Metazoa; Arthropoda; Thecostraca; Pollicipedomorpha; Pollicipedidae. Gene Ontology annotation, molecular function: galactosylceramide sulfotransferase activity. The record is from RefSeq and is a predicted model, not a curated record.
CAGACCGGGGAGAGACCGGGGCGGCGGGACGUCAGGUUACGGCCCGCCGCCGGCGCAGCGGGCCAGGCCGACGCGACGCCUAGCGGGACCAGCAGCCGAGUGUCUGGUGGGGGCCCAGUGCGCCCGUCACCGCAACAUCGGGUGCGGCGGACCAGUGGUAGCCGGCCCACCUUCCAGUCAGGAGACAGUGACAGCAACAGAUCCGGAGAAGAUCUGGACGCGACUGAGCGAUGAUACGACGACGACACGACUGAUCGACCGCACGACGAGGCCCGGACGGGUGGAAGCGAAAGCAUGAAGUACUUCCAGCGCCAGAUGCUGCUGCUGCUGCCGGGCGUGACUCUGCUCAGUCUUCUGGUCUACCUGUCAGACGGCCCCAAACGAUUGUUCGGCAGGCCCGACUCCACUGCCGGCGAGCCCGCCGCCGCCUGCCGGCCGCAGGUCAACAUCGGCUUCCUCAAGACGCACAAGUGCGCCUCCACCACCAUCCAGAACAUCCUGUUCCGGUUCGGGCUGCGGCACAACCUGACGUUCGUGCUGCCCUUGACGGGCAACUACCUGGGUCGGCGCGAGCCGUUCAACGCGGAGCUGGUGCGGGACCUGCCGUGGCACGCGCUCGGCUAUAACAUCCUCGCCGUGCACAACCGCUGGGAUCACGCGCAGGUGGCGCGCGUCAUGCCGGCCAACACCACGUACGUGACGGCGCUGCGCGACCCGGCCGCCGCCUUCCAGUCGAUGUACGCGUACUUGGAGCAGGACCGCGUCGAGCCGCUGUCGGCCUUCCUCGAGCGCGAGCCGAUCCCUGAGGAGCGUUUCUUCGGCGUGCUUGGCCGCAACCAGAUGCUCUGGGACCUGGGCCUGCCGGCCGACCGGCUCACCGACUUUGCGGCCGUGCGCCGGCUGGUGGCCGACACGGAGCGACGCUUCCGGCUGGUCAUGAUCGCCGAGCGGCUCGACGAGUCGCUGGUGCUGCUCAAGCACGCGCUGUGCUGGCGCAUCGAGGACGUGGUCGGCCUGCGGCUCAACUCGCGCACGGCGGCGGCGCACAGCGCCCUGCCGCGCCGCGCGCGCGUUCGCCUCAAACGCUGGCUGGCCGCUGACUACCUCCUGUACUCGCACUUCCUGGCGCUGUUCGAGCGGCGCGUGGCUGAGUUCGGCGCCGCGCGCAUGCGCCGCGAGGUGGCCGAACUGCGCGCCGUCAACGAACGCGCGCUCGAGCGCUGCGACAUGGAGAGCAGCGAGCGCGCCACCAUGCAGCCUGACUUCGCCACGUUCAGCGAGCGCGUGUACGGCUUCCAGCCGCGGACGCACAGCGAGUGGUGCGACAGUCUGGCGAGGCCAGAGCUGCAGUUCGUCGACCUGCUGCGCAAGCGGCAGCUGCGCAUGGCGCAGGGGCAAGGGCUGCUGUUCAACUCGACGACCUGAGGACGGCCGCGGGCCGAGUGGGAUGUUGACGGUGUGAAUCACGCAUUCAUCAGAGGGUUUGUCUGGCAAUAGGCGCUGUUCUGUGUGAGGCGAGGAUGCAGCGAAUCACGUGGGUCAUAAAUGUGAA